CGUCCACCUGAUGACGGGCGCCUGUGUUGCGCCAGAAACGUCGUGAUUUAUUUUAUUUUCUACCCACGUGACUUUACCGAAAGAACCAAAGAGUAUGGAUUCCUGCGGUCACGAAAGCUUCAAAUCAACGUCUGAGUAUCACGCGCCGGUGCCGCCCAUUCGUUGAGGUCGGAGUCUGUGGGAGUUUGGGCAUUGAAUUUGACUCGACUUCUCUCUUUUUUUUUGGAUUGUGCUGGAAAAUUAUGAUUUUAUUUUAGUCGUUUUGAGGAUUAGUUGUUUGAGUAAAGAUCGUAUUUAUUAUACACGUAGGGAAAUCAAUAAUAAAUGUUGUUCUGUGUGUCCAACGCACAGCCUCGUCUUCAGUGUUAUCCUCCUGUCCAGGCAAGCAGCCCCUUUGUAUAAUAAUAAUUCUUGAUGAUGUCUUUGACGGUGGUUUACUGAUCGUUACGUCAAUCUGUUCGUGAGUACAACGCACCACGGAUUUGUGUAAAGGCAGUGGAAUUCCACCACCUCGUGAUUUUAUUGUGUAAUUGCAGAUCAAGUGCUGUUCGUCUCGGUAACAUUCCUAGCUCAAUAGACCCCCCUCCCAUUGCCGAGUGGUGGAGAGACUCUCGAAACACGCGGUGUGGGUCUUGGUGGGUGGGAGAUUUGACCCAUAACGUCACGCCGGUCACUGCGGGUUGAUUAAGGCGGGAGGCAUAGACGAAGAGGCAUAGAAGUAUAGCACAACUAUGCAUUUCGCUGCACUGCCUUUUAUUUCGCCGACAACGAAGCAGCCUUCGGCAACGCAGCAGUUUCGUACACGGUGAGCUGUAGGUCGAAAACCAAUAAUUACGAUUUAUCUCUCGUUUAGAAAGAAAAAAAAAACGCAGCAACAAUAAUCAGUGACUCAACUGAAGCGAGCAUUCAAGCACGUGUCGGCUUCACCGAACUCGUCAAGGCAAUACCGUGAACCUUCAAACACGCGCGUACCUACCACCACGUGGCACGCUUUAAGCGCGUUGCUUGCGCGAUCAUCUUAGCACGCGCGCUACUGAUCAAAUAUUCACGUCUCUCAACCGGGGAGCCUCGGAUGGGGCUUCCGGCGCGAUCGAUCCCAGGUUCGGAGAAGGGGGGGGGGGUGAGCGUUUACUCAACCCUCGAGCUCACAGCGCUGACGCCGCGUUGACAAUUCGUCUCGGCCAGCGGCUUCUUCACCUGGGAUGCACGGUACGCCCUCGGGGUGCGAGACACGGCCAGAUGUUUUUAACGCUGGAGCAGCCCACGGCAGGCGAGUGACGGACGGCACCGAAGACGACGACGACGAUGAUGAUGUUUGUUCCUCGUCACCUCGACCACAGCGGCUGUCAGCGUUCCACACUCGGGCGGGAUACGUCUGCGAGCGCAGCGGAGGAGAUGGAGCGGCGGAGGAGGCGCAGAGAGAGGAACAAGGUGGCCGCUGCCAAGUGUCGGAACAAGAAGAAGGAGCGGACAGAGUCCUUACUGCAGGAGUCGGAGAUUCUGGAGGUGCAGAACUCGCGGCUCAAGGCGCUCAUCGAGAAACUCCGCGGCGAGAGGCGCCGCCUGGAGCUGGCUCUGUCGCAGCACCGGGGCGCGUGCCGGGCGCACGGAGACGCCGACGAGUCGGAGCAGCGACUCGUGCUCACGCAGCUCGCGGAACAGCGAGGCCCUUGA
Lethenteron reissneri (Far Eastern brook lamprey) is the source of this 1674-nucleotide messenger RNA. Its product is annotated as cyclic AMP-dependent transcription factor ATF-3-like. Lineage: Eukaryota; Metazoa; Chordata; Hyperoartia; Petromyzontiformes; Petromyzontidae. Gene Ontology annotation, molecular function: RNA polymerase II cis-regulatory region sequence-specific DNA binding; DNA-binding transcription factor activity, RNA polymerase II-specific. The record is from RefSeq and is a predicted model, not a curated record. Gene Ontology annotation, cellular component: nucleus. Gene Ontology annotation, biological process: regulation of transcription by RNA polymerase II.